AUGUCACCCAGUUUUUCAGCAGCUCGCCCGUUCUGGGUUUGGUCCCUUCCCGCGUUCGCUGUGUUACUGAGUCUUCUCUGGUACCGAAAGAAGCGUGGUUCAUUAAAAACUGACAGCGGGGGUGCGGGUGAGACUCGUAACGAUAAAAAAAGUGUCGAAUCUUCGGAUGAAGAAGAAUCUCCGGUUUCUGAAAAAAAAAGUGAUUUAAUAAAAAGUGGCGUUUUUGAUAAAGUCAUAGAAGAUAUAAAGAUAAACGGAGGAAGAGGAGGAGAAGAACAAGAAGAAGAAGUUAAAGAAGAAGAAGAAGAAGAAGUGGUCGAAGAAAUAAUCAACUCAGUGAAAAUAAUUGACAAGGUCGAAUCGGCGAAACCACCGGCGGCGGUUUUAGAAAACUUUAUUAAACCGUUAAUCAAGGAUUCGUUGAAUUCUUGCGUUGUUGACGAUACAAAAGAAGGAAUAAUAAAUUUGACGGAUUUGACAAAAUCGGGAAAUCAAACGGAAGAACAAGAGAUAAUAAUACUGAGAAAUCGAGUCGUCGAAGAAUCCGUUUUACCAAUUCAGGACGAAGACAAAAUCCAAGAGAUUAAAGAAAAUCGGAAUCAAGAAGAAAUUCAAGUUUUCAAAAGUGGUAAAUUCGGUAAAAAGAAAAAGAUGAAAAAUUCAAGUAAGAAAUUACACGAUUCUUCGAAACCGGAUGCGGUCAAACAGGGAAAAGAAGAAAACACGGCUUGCAUAUUGGAAAAGAAACUUGCCAAAUUGGAAUUGGAAAAACAGUGUAGUAAUAAUAAUAAUAAUAACAACAACACCUCGGGAAAUAAUAAAAAAAUGGCCGGCGUCAACAGCAGCAGCAACAACAACGGCGGCGGCGUCAACGGAAAAGCCAACAACAUGAAAGCAAAUAAUAAUAAUAAUAACGACAAAGCAUCCGAGGGAAAAGAAAGAAACAGCAACAGCAACAGCAACAAUAGCGGUGACGAUUUUACGGAAAGAGAUUCGGCAAAUAACAGUCCCUCGGAGGUCAUGUUGGCUAGUCCAUCCGUGAGCGGAUAUUCGGAUACACACAGCGAGGGUUCGAGCGACAGCGGAAAAGGAUGCAGCGAAAUGCUCACUCCUUCCCGCACUCCAGCGAGUGGAAAUUCCGUUUCCGGAGAUCUCCCAGUUACUUCCAUAUACGAAUUUGUGAUUCCUCAACAUUUAGUCGGAAGACUCAUCGGACGCUACGGUUCUUACGUCAACGAAAUAAAAGAAACAACUCACGCAUCUAUAUAUAUAAAAAGGCACCCGGACACGUCCAAGCUCAAAAUUUGUGCCGUCGAAGGUACGCAAAUGGACAUAGAAAGUGCUCUUGACAUGAUUAGGCAAAAGUUUCCGAAGAAACGAUACCCGAACGUGACACUCGAACAGGUUGUGAUAUCUCCCGAGCCUCAAAUGAUUCCAAUCAUUUCGGAAAGCAUGCAGUUGUAUUUAAUAGAAGGCAUAAACAACGAUGUUUUACUUAGUAGCCUAGUGUCUGCGGGUCAUUUCUUUCUCCAGCAGCCCACUCAUCCGACAUACCUGUCACUCAACCGUCUUAACACGUGUAUGAAUUAUUGUUAUUCGGAACCCGAUCAGCCACUUAUUCCAGACGGAGUCGGCGCCGGGAUUUUAUGCGCCGCUCCCGUUCACAACGGGUGGUACAGAGCUCAAAUCGUUAGCAUGGACGAAGAUAGUAAAAUCUGCGACGUUAAAUUCGUGGAUUACGGAGGUUACAUGACAAUGCCGGUGUCGUUGCUACGUCAAAUCAGAUUCGAUUUCGUCAAUUUACCCUUCCAGGCUGCCGAAUGUUAUCUGGCAAGCGUGAAACCAUCCAAUGAGGAAAACGUUUGGUGUGAAAAUUCGAAAUCGUUAGUUGAAAAGCUUACUUUUGGAAAAGUUCUCCAAGCGCAAGUUUAUGGGUAUGCCGAAGAUGGAAUUCCAUUAAUUUAUUUGUAUACCGUAGUCGAUGAUAAGGUUAUUUUAGUGAACGAGGAAUUAGUGAAUCACGGUUUAGCAGAAUGGAUUUACCCGGAAGAGGAUAAUAAUAACGACGUCGUCGCGGAAUGCGUCGUCGAACGGGAUGAAAUGGAAGAAACGGCGGCGGGACCCGUCGUCGCGUUGACAGUUUAA
Messenger RNA from Pediculus humanus corporis (human body louse), 2145 nucleotides. RefSeq names its product KH domain-containing protein C56G2.1, putative. Lineage: Eukaryota; Metazoa; Arthropoda; Insecta; Psocodea; Pediculidae. The transcript is spliced from 6 exons. The record is from RefSeq and is a predicted model, not a curated record. The coding region runs from base 1 to 2145 and encodes 714 amino acids. Gene Ontology annotation, molecular function: RNA binding.